Bombus huntii is the source of this 1352-nucleotide messenger RNA. RefSeq lists its product as uncharacterized. The transcript is spliced from 5 exons. Gene Ontology annotation, cellular component: nucleus; cytoplasm. Bases 649 to 1245 code for a protein of 198 amino acids. Lineage: Eukaryota; Metazoa; Arthropoda; Insecta; Hymenoptera; Apidae. The record is from RefSeq and is a predicted model, not a curated record.
UAUUUCAGAUACAAUGGUUGUGCUUCGCUCUAUUCUAAGCACAAUUAAACGGAAGAAAGGUUCUUGUUUCUCUCUGUUUCAUGUAAGCUGUGCUUCUGUAUGAAUGAAUGAGUUCACACAAGAGAUCAGUUUUACGAACUUUGUGAAAGAGAUCUCAAAUCGUCAAUGACAGUACUAUCAAUGCCACAACUAACCAGUAAUCAAGUGUUUUUUAUCUAAAUAAUUAUAAUGAUAAUGUAAUAUAUUAUAUCUACAGAAAUAAUUCGUUUCAUAAAAUGAAGCAAACAAUUGCAUUAAUUGCAUAACUUAUCCGUUAAUCGUUUUCUAUAGUAAUUUUCUUCGCUAGAGUGUAUUGAAAGGUGCAACAACGUUUGCAUAUGAAGUAAGAAAUUGUGUAAAUCAGGAUUUGUAGAAAUAUGAUUACUUAAACAAUAUCUUUAUAUGUCCAAUUAUUAUUUAAUAUAAUGAUAGAAAAUUUUGGAUUGAUUUCAUCUAUCUGUGUUGCGAAUUUUGUAUUUAUAACACAUUGGAUACAUCAAUACAAAAUUUUCUUCGCGGUGAUAACAUUAGUGUGAAUCAGCGCUCUCUGUUUCUUUUGCCAGAAGCUAUUAGGACAUGUCCAAAGUUGUUUAAUAACCUAUAGACGGCAUGGCAAAGGAAGUACAUAAAUGUUUGAUAAAUUAUUUCUCACAGUUAGAGAAAGUAGAUUGCAAGUGGAAUGAAUUAUCCGAGGAAGCUAAGCGACCUCUGCACGCGUUGAGAAAUCAAUCAGAGCAACUCCGACUCGUCAUAAGCGAAGUUGAUGAUGCAGAACUCUGUAAAGUAGAUGAGCUACGCGAAAGAUUGAUUUUUAAAAUUCUUAUGGGGAUCGACAAUGAACUGACAUUACUGUUCAACAUUUUAACGCGAUUCAAUAACAUUAAUCAAGACUUAAAAAAUCGUUUAAACAAUCUGGAAGAUGCACGAAGCAAGAUUUCGCUAGACGAAGGAACAAUGAAGGAAUUAAUCAAUGGGACACCCUAUAGACCACGAUUAAAUUUGCUUUUAGAAUGGGCUAUUGAGGCUUUCAAUUACUACCAUGAAUUAUAUCUUCUGAUCAAUGGAAAUGUGAAACAAUUCAAUUACAAAGAUGAAGAUACGAUUGAAAAUUUAACGAAGUCUUUUGUCGAGGACCGGUUUAAAAGGGCGCAGAUCGAACGUAUACUAUAUUUCACGCAAUUCUUAAUAAAAGAGUCUUUACGUUAGAAAUUUUUUUUUAUUGCGUAUAACUACCACAAAUCUUCAUAAACAAAUAUUUUUAGAGCCUGCAAUAUUUUAUAUAUAAUUAGAAUAAAUAAAAAUAUUUCUAUUUA